AUGGCGAAGGUCCGUUUCCUCGUCAUGGCUACGGGGCUGCGGCCGACGGCGCAGGGCCAGUGUUCGCACGCAAACAGGAUGGAUAUGUCCCAAGCCGUCUCUAAGAUGAUUGUGCCAUCCAAGCGAAAACCCACAGCUGCAGCGGCAGCACCAUCUCCGACAGCGGCAUCGCCUGCCCGGACAGAGACAACGCCUCUCACCAAGCGGCAAGGCUUCCAGGACGGGAACGUACCUCGACAGAACUUGCCGCCAACGAGUGCUAUCCCCGGCCUCUCCAUAGCGCCCUUCAGCAGCGAUGCGAUUCAGCCGCGUUCUGUGUUCCAGGCCAACAUCAACCCGCCCCCAAGCAUCCCCGCGCCUGGCGACUCUGUGCCACGAAGCGAGCCACAGCCGGUCACAGGCCAGGUCGCGGAGCUCGCUCGACUCCUCAAGCUCCCGCAGCCGCGCUACGACUGUAUUGCUGACGCCGGCAAUGGGAACACCUGGUCAGUGAGUGUCGAUUUCGGCGACCAUCAUCUACCGCCUGUGGGACUCGGCGCGUUCUCGGGCGUGUUGACCAAGAAGGCUGCAAAGGAGAAGAGCGCCGAGGCGGUUUUGGAGUGGAUGCUCGGGGUAAAGGAGAAUCGGGAGCAGAUUGCAAAGGAGUUCCUCGAGGGGAGCUUCUUUGAUACACGGGCCCAAGUUUGA
This is a messenger RNA of Verticillium dahliae VdLs.17, 687 nucleotides long. RefSeq lists its product as uncharacterized. NCBI's taxonomy places the organism in Eukaryota, Fungi, Ascomycota, Sordariomycetes, Glomerellales, Plectosphaerellaceae. The record is from RefSeq and is a predicted model, not a curated record. The coding region runs from base 1 to 687 and encodes 228 amino acids. The transcript has 2 exons.